AUGGUGACUGAAUCAGAUCUUAAAUCGAGGCUCGAGUCCAAUAUUCCAGAUUUAUUCAGCUCUAUUGUUACAGAUAUAUCUGCUGGGUGCGGUCAGUCAUUCGAUGUAGUUGUUGUAAGCAACACUUUUGAAGGAAAGAAUAGACUAAUGAGAAAUCGUCUAGUCAACAAAGCCCUUAAAAAUGAGAUUGCACAGAUACAUGCAUUCACCUGCAAGUGCUACACGGAGAGCGAAUGGAAGAAAAUUGUAGUUUAA
Messenger RNA from Zygotorulaspora mrakii, 255 nucleotides. RefSeq names its product Bol2p (gene BOL2). Gene Ontology annotation, cellular component: cytosol; nucleus. The coding region runs from base 1 to 255 and encodes 84 amino acids. Lineage: Eukaryota; Fungi; Ascomycota; Saccharomycetes; Saccharomycetales; Saccharomycetaceae. The record is from RefSeq and is a predicted model, not a curated record. Gene Ontology annotation, molecular function: 2 iron, 2 sulfur cluster binding. The transcript has a single exon. Gene Ontology annotation, biological process: intracellular iron ion homeostasis.